AUGGCUGCGAGUAGCAAGGAGCCGCAAGAGGCCACGAUCAAGCCGCCUCCUGCGCCGGUCGGCCAUGAGGCUUGCGUCGAGGGCAUGCCCUACUUCGGCAUAGACACACGCCCUAAAGGGCCAAAGCUGCAGGUGUGGACGGCCUGGACGGAGGCCCCCCCUUGUGCAGCCGGGCGGCAGCCGGCGACACCGCAGAGGAGGAGCGACAGGAACCUGUACGACAGCCCACGCUCGACCCCCUCAACCCCGCCAUCGCCACCUCCAGCGCCACCUGAGGCGCCCGACUUCGCCCCGUGGGAGUGGCCCGAGCCGGUCGCGCCCCCCGAGCCGGUCGCGCCCACGCCGGCGCCGCUGUUCGCGCGGGCGGACUUCAGGCAUCGCACCGCCUCGGAGCUGUUGGCGGAGGUUCUUGGGGCCUUCCCGCCCAGACCGCCGGCACCCGCGCCGGAGCCAUCCAUUCCCCCAGAGCCGGUGGAAGGUCGACGUGUUGCUGCGAGCAAUCCACAGCCUGUGGAAAGGCAAGGCGCGAGGGAGAGAUCCGAGCUGCCAAUCCGCGCGCCGCCUCGGGAGCGACUGAUCAGGCCCAUGGAUGCAUCAGAGCCCUCAGAGCCCGAGUUCUUCAUGGAGCCCCCGGAUUUUUCACCGGAGACGGUGCCGACGCCAAGGACGACGACACCAAGGACGCCCAAAGUGACGCCCAAUCCGAAGGGCCGCCUGCGGCGCCCAUCCUCCGCCCGGGAGCGGCAACGCCAGGCCGUUGCUCCGCGGCCAGACCUGGGCCUGGCGGGAUCCCCUGCCUUGCGGCCCACACGGCAGCCGUACGCCCGGGAAGGCAGCGUGCCUUUGUCCAGCCUGGUUUCUGGCCGACAGGAACGACAGGAGGUUGCGCCAGAUGAGCUGUGGCAAGCAGAGCUGAAGGUCUUUUUGCGCCGCGAGAAUCUGGAAGACCUUCACGGCGUGCUUCGCGCGGAGUUCCCGGAGCUCACGCCGCAGCAGCUGGCGGAAGUGCCAGCGCAGCGGCUGCAGCAGCUGAAGGCCCGGCCGCUGAGCCUGCGCCGCCUGGCUCAGUCCCUGGCAGAGCUGCGCAAGAGGAGAUCGGUUGAGGCCGCCUGGACAUCGACGGGCUGGUCGACAGAUGCUGGUCACACAGCCCCGAUGGAGGAAGGUCCUGAGUCAGCUGAGUCGAUGGUCACCCGCCUGCUUCACCCGGUGUCAGCGACGCCUACAGCGGCGCCGCCGCCGCCGCCGCCGCCUCCGCCGCCUGCCGCUGCGAAGGCGGAAUCCGCGGAGGACGAGGGGACCUUCAUCCGAGUCACGGGGCUCUCGCGCCAUGCGCGGCCGGUGCUCGAGGAGCGUCGAGUCUCCAGCGACGUUGCCUCUGUGCCCAGGGACGGCUACGCCCGUCCCGCUUCGGCCCCCAGCGUGGGGCGCGCGCCGAGUCCUGCGCCGAGUCCUGCGCCGAGUCCUGCGCCGAGUCCAGAGCCGAGUGCGUGGGGCGACAGCGAGACAAAGGAGUCGUCUCGACCGCAAAGGCGCGCGCGGAUCCGGGAGCUGCUGAAGCGCCUGGACCUGGGCCCCUGCCUGGCGGACGCGCAGCGGGUCACGCAGCGCCAGCGCGUGGCCAAGGAGCGCCACUGCGAUCGGCUGGCGGGCGUGCCCAGCACCGGCGCCUUGUCCCCGGCUUUGAACCUCCGCCGCUCCCGGUCCUUCAUGGACCUCGUGGCCACGGAAGCCGGCCCGCACUACGCCUCCGGCCGCGCAGCGCCGGUGGAUCCCAGCCUUUUGGACGACGUCCUCGCCAGACUUCCUGCAAAGCCAGCGAAGUGUGCGCGUGAGCCUUGCACCAUUUGCCUGGAAGUGCCUGCUACAGGUGAGGUGGUAACGACUUUGCCCUGCUGCCACUGGUACCACACAGAGUGCAUCAGAGAGUGGCUCCUGCACUCGCGGCUGUGUCCUCUUUGCAAGGCCCUGGUUGUACCUGAGGAGCUCGGCAUGUGA
This is a messenger RNA of Effrenium voratum, 1998 nucleotides long. NCBI's taxonomy places the organism in Eukaryota, Dinophyceae, Suessiales, Symbiodiniaceae. The record is from the annotation of a GenBank genome assembly.